CACCACUUCAAAAGCAAAGUGUGAAGUUUUCUGUGCUUUAGAGGUGGUAUUGUCAUCUUUUGAUUGCAAGAGCCCUGGAGUUGGCAUAGCCGAGACUUUGGAUAAACUGGAAGGUCUCUGUGGGGACUGGAAUAAGGGGCGACCAGCGUGGCUGCUGGGAGCUCCGAUCCUAACGCAGAUUCUGCACCCCGUCCUGCUGAUCCCCGACCCGUCCGUCCCCAAGCCCUGGAUUUCUCCUUCCCGUGCUCCUGCACUUGAAUCCCCUCAUGCCCUUCAACCCCGGGCCAAGUCCGGGUUUUUUGAUCGUUUCACCUCGACUGUUGGCCGGAUGUUGUUCCCGCCGCAGAAGUUUAAAGGUUUCAUUCCCAUCCGGGAUGAAUACUCAGUUGGAACUCCCAGAAAAUCUAAGAAACCUCAUCAUCGACCACAACAGAUGCAGGAUGAGGACUUAGAUUCCAGUAUGGAUAUCUUUUAUCCCGAGGGGAGAGAACCCUUGGAUGUACUGGGAGAUUCAGAGAAACACCCACAGAUCCCUCACAAGACUGAAUCCUUUUCACCCCAGUCCCAGCAUCCAGAACCCUCUGAAGAGCUAGAACAGCUUCCCUUUAAGGCCCUGGAAGCUGAAGUUUCAGCAAGCACACAACAGACCCCAGCUGCACUUCCAGGAUCUCCUGAGGAAUCGAAACCUUUAGUUCAGGACUUAGAUUUGCUGUCCAGUACCCCUGAAGAGGGUGAUACUGCUUCAGUCCUGCCAGAAAUCCUAGUUCAGCCUACAUUGGGUCCUGAGGAAAUGGGGUCUUCAGUACCUCAGGAGGUGGAAGCUCAGUCUUCAGAGUCAGGUCUGAAAGCUCAGUCUUUACUGCAUCAUCAGCCAAAUGAACUGUCUCCAGUCCAGAAAGAAGCCCAUCUUUCAAAUAUAUCUACUGUCAUCAUCAAACCUGCCUAUCUGCAGAUUACCGGAACUCCAAGAGUCAACAAGCAGGAUGAAAUUUCAACCCAGCCAGAAACCCUAAGUCUAAGUCACACAGGAGAGACCCGUGAAGAGAAUGAACACUCUCUAGCUCAAGAGGUGGCCCAGUCUCAGCCUCUAGAGAGCCCUAAGGGUGACUCUGCCACACAGCAGGAGGCAGUGGCUCAAGCUCCAGAGAUCCUUGAGGUGACUGAAUCUUCUAUCCAGCAGGAAUCCCUAGCUCAGCCUCCUGAAUCUUCUAUGGAGUUGGAAGCUCAACCAUUUCUUCAUCCUGCGGAAAAUCUUCCAACUCCAAAUCAGAAUGGAACUUCACACUUAAACUUGCCCCAUGUCACUGCUCAGCAUUUGAGUGUGACAUUUUCCAUUUUUUCAGAGGUUGGUGAUGAGGUUGAAUCUUCUCCAGUGCCACAGGAGGCCCUGGAUCAGCCGUCUGAGCCAUCUGAGGAAUCUGUCACUAAUCCACCUCUGCAUCCCGAAGAGUUUAUUACAUCUUCACGUCACAAUGAAUCCCCAAGCUUAAAUUUGACAUAUGUCAGUGCUAAAGCUAUUGGUGUGACAUUUUCCAUAUCUACAGAGAUCAGUAAUGAGGAUGAACCUUCAGUCCAGCAGGAGAUGCAGGCUCAGUCUCCUGAGCCAUCUGAGGAAUCAGUCACUCACCCUUUCCCGCAUUCUGAAGAAAAUAUUCCAUCUCCAAGUCACAGUAAAGCUCCACACAUCAACUUGCCCAGUGUCACUUCUAAUCCUAAGGGUGUGACUAUUUCUGAAACUACAGAGGUCAUAAAUGAUGUCAAACCUUCAGUUCAGCAGGAGGCCCAGGCUCAACCUCCAUCCCAAGAGGUCCAGGCUUCAUUUCCAGGCCUCUCUGAGAACAUGGAAUUAUCUGGCUGGCAGAUUGUAUCAUCAACCAUUUCUGAAACACAGAAGUUCCAGAGUGAGAUGGUAGCUCUACAUUUGGGUCAGACUCUAACUCAGCUUUCGCCAGACAAGGAACCUGCUGAGAAAAUGGAAAUUUCUUCACCUGUGCAGGAGACCCUCACUCAGCUUUCAGAGUUACCAACAGAUAUAGUUUUGGCUCAGGCUUCAGAGCAUUUGGAAGGACCACUUUCAGCAUCAACUCGGCAUCCAUCAUCAGUCUGGGUCACGACUCUCACGGCAGAACCAAGUAGGGAGAGUAAAGCUUCUACGACCCUGAAGAAGACUAGCGCUCCCACAGAGCACACUGUGACAAAACCAACAGGGAAUGUGCGGACUCAUUCAAUCGCCACUAAGAUUUCAGCUCUACCCAGUCUGGGGGUUUUGAAGACAGUACCUUCUCCAACCACACAAAAGACUACAGGUCAGACUUCUCAUCAAAAUCAACCUUCUACACACCAAUAUAUAACUGUAACUCCGGAACGCACUGUGAAGACUAAACCCUCGACAACCCUGACAAGUACCAGUGCUACAGAACACUCAGAUGUGACACCUAUCACACCAUCUCUGAGUCCUCAUUCAAACCUGAGUGAAGUCACGUAUCCACCUAUAAACAAGGACGUUCCUGUCACUGAAGGCAGGUCAGUUACAGCUCCAACCAUGCAAGAGACUGGAGUUCCGUCUUCAAAGGCCCCAAAGAAAGCUGAGGUAACAGUUUCAACAAGUACCACUCUGACAACCCCCACAGAGGGAUUGCUGUCAGAACAGGGUCAGCAUCAACACACAGAUCUGAGUGAACAGACAUCUAUAACUUUGGACGAAACGCCACAACCAGAAACAUCAAGGACAGCUUCCCUGACUCACUCUUCAGCCCUAUCUUCUGGACGAUCUACUUCCGAAAAGGCACAUGUAGAUUUCCCUGAGCAACUACAACAGAAUGAACACAUGACCUUCAACAUAUGUGAGCUUUGUACCUGCACAGAGGAUACCCUCUCCUGCACCGGUCUCAGUCCAGAGAAGAGACUCCGUAGAGUGCCUGUGCCAGGGCCCAACAUCAAUAGGACCUUCACUAUACUGAAUUUCCAAGGAAACUCUAUUUCUUCCAUUGAUGGAAAUACAUGGAAGGCAUACCCUUGGGUUGAGAAACUAGAUUUAUCCUGCAAUAAAAUACAGUUUAUUGAAAGGCGUACAUUUGAAGAACUACCAUAUCUGCAGUAUAUGAAUCUUAGUUGCAAUUUAAUCACCGAACUGAGCUUUGGAACGUUUCAGGCCUGGCAUGGAAUGCAGUUUUUACAUAAGAUAAUUCUCAGUCAUAAUCCUCUAACAGCUAUUGAAGAUUCAUAUCUUUUUCAAUUACCAGGAUUAAAAUAUCUAGACAUGGGAGCAACACAAGUGUCGCUUGGACCAGUCCAAAACAUCCUCAUGAUGACUCUUGAAUUGGAAAAACUGAUAUUACCUAGGCAUCUCACCUGCUGCCUCUGCCAAUUUAAGAAUGAAAUAGACUCUGUCUGCAAAGUAGUCAAACUACAUUGUGAAUGUACCAGCAGCACACACUGCGAUGAGGAAUCCAUAAAUAAUAUAGAAGGGGAGUUCAUGGAGACUUUACAGGCCCGAAAAAAGAACACUAGCACCGAACUGACCAUAGAACCGGACAAGGCCUCAUCAGAGAGAGACAGAAUGUCCUUUUUCAUAAAUGAGCAGCUGGACUUCAAUGAUAACGAUAUGAUGAAUAAGCUAAAUUACAUAAUGCCUUUUUUCCAGGAAGGUAACAUAAAAAAUGUUGAAUCAACCUUGUUACCCUUCCUUAAGCUCCUUUUUAAAGAUGUAAAAGACAAAGCAAAUCCUGGGGUUCAUUUGAAGAACAGCACAAUUCCGAUGUCUCUACAGCUUGAAUCCAACAAUUCAACAUACAAUAAGUUGAAAAGUCUCCAUUUUCUGAAAAGCUUGAUAAAUGCAGCAACUCAAGCAAAAGUCCACAAAGCUAGGAAGAGAGAGAAAACUGCCACGCUGGUCCGUUCCAUACUUUUCGGGCCCAAAUUGAACCGUCAGAUCUUUCCGAAGAAAUUGAAAACUGUCUGGCCAAAGAGAAAACACUUAGGGAAGGUGGCAGAGAGGGAGAGGAAACCACUGCAGAUGAGCAGCGUGCUCAAGGACCCCGGGGGCCUCCAGAAAAAAGAGCUUCCCUUGGCGGGGAGGCCCAGGAAAUGGGUGGAAAACCCCUUCAAUGAGGAGUCAAACUCCAUCCAGGAGCACAAGGCGGUGUUCUCCAUGCCCCUGGAAGAAUUCUCCAUGGGCAGGCCAUCUGCUGCCACUUCUAAAGUCCCACCCGAGAACCCCAAAGACCUAAGGGACACUUUCCGCGUUUUAGAAGACGCAGAUGCCAGGGUUCGGAACAUGAAGUUUCCCAGCCCCGUGCCACACAAUAAAAUAAAUUAUAAUUUUCAGAAAUCUUAUUCUCACCUGGGAAGCAGAAGGGCUAAAGCCAGCGCGAAUAGAGACACGAAAGAAUCAGCACCCGAGAGGCCGGUGCGAGUCGCCAAGCGGCCUCCUUUCGCUGCAGUGAAGAGCCUCAUCAAGUCCCCGCCAAGAGAGGAGUCUCUGUCUUGGAGAGAUCAGGACAAACCUUUGCUCCAGUCCUUUCAACCUUCACACUCAUCUGCAGGAAAGAAGAUUGCAGAAAGCACGCAUGCUGCAAAUGGGGCGAACACCAGAGGCAUCACGCUGCAAGAGAAAACGGUCGGUAGCAAAGGCACCUCCCAUGAGAAGGACACCCCGAUGGUGGACAACCUCACGCCGACUGUCAAGCAGUCCAGCGAGAUGCAGUGGGAAUAUCACAACGUGGCCACGGACAUCGUCUCUGUUACACAAAAACCAGACCCAGGAGACAAGCUGGAGAUGGAAUACAUCCAGCAGCUGCGGUCCCUUAUCCCCAACAACAACGUGAGGAAGUUCAUUGCUCACUUAAUGCGGACUCUCAAAAUGGACUGCUCUAAGCCCCAGGUGCAGGUGGCGUGUGCCAAGAUCCUCUCUGAAACCGGCCUCCUGAUGAAGCGUCUCAGUGAGCAGGAGGAAGGAAAGGUUCCCAAGCCAGAAUGGGAUACGGACCAGUGGAAGACUGAGAACUACAUUAGUGAGAAUACCGAAGGCCAGAGUGAACAGAAACAGCCAGACGAAAGUGAGCUCACAAAAGAAGUUCCAGGAUAUGGCUAUCAUGAUGGCUAUCAUGAGGCCAAAGCAAUCGUGGUAAUAUUUGUGAUUGUAGUCGUGAUGAUAUUGAUUAUAAUUAUCGGUCUCAUUGAGAUAUAUGGUCAGAGACGAAGAAAAUCUAAAAAUGGAAGAUCCAGGCCCUCUGGCAGUUCAAACAGCCGAAGUACAGUGGAACACGAGAGGCAGGGGGGCUUCAUCUGGCGAAGGUGGCCUCUGUGCGUGAGAGACAGAUAUCGGCCACUCAGUGUCACACAUAAGAAAAGCAAAAAACUGCAUGACAAGGAUUCCUCCGAUGAGGACAUAAUUUUCAGCCAAUAUCCAGGGGAGCUCAAGGAGGUCGUAGUAGCAAAAACAGAAUUGACUCCUGAGGAGAAAGCAGCCAAGACCAAGGCAGCCAAGAAGACCCAGGGAGCACAGGCACCUCAGCGCCCCCUACUUGGCACCCCGACACCACAGACUCCCCAGUCAAGUCUGUCCAUCAAGGCUCCACAGGCCCCCCAUGCACUCGAGUCCUUCAGAUCCCAGGAGAUCUCAUCACAGGAGAUCUCAACUCAGAUUGAGGAAGUACAGGACUCCUCAAAGGGAGCCACCGUGUCCGAAUGAACGGCUCCCGCCUCAGACCACCUGGAAAUUUGUCUUUCAUAGUGAAACAUUCCAUGCUCUUAUAAUAAAAUCACGAUGAGCCACAUCCAAGUACUAUACUAAUAAGUUCUUUACAUGCUUAGAAUGUGAAGGCUCAUAACAACCCUAUGACUUUAUUACAAAACAGAGGCUUGGUUAGGGUACAUAAUGUCCCAAAUUUCUUACUACUUACAAUGCCUAGAUCUAAAUCCUUGAAAUGACUGUCUAUACUCAUGAUCAGUAUGCAUCCUUUCUAUUGUCCUUUGCUAGAUCUCCAGUCAAUUCUCCUAAAACAUUUUUUUAAGUCAUCUUACCAAUCAUCUUUUUUUUUAAUCAUUUUUUAAAAAAUCAUCUUACCUCUGCCUGCUUCCCCCAAUCUCAUUGACCCAUGAGUCACACCCAUAAGCCACCUCCUGUAGGCACCAGAUAAUCAUCUCAUAGGCCACUGUUCAGAAUUCACACUGCUUCUCCCGGAAGGGAGAAUAAAAUGAGGCCCCCAUAGCCAUGCCACCGGACUCCACACCAGGCUGUUUA
This is a messenger RNA of Sorex araneus (European shrew), 6244 nucleotides long. Its product is annotated as leucine-rich repeat-containing protein 37A3-like. Gene Ontology annotation, molecular function: protein binding. The transcript has 15 exons. The record is from RefSeq and is a predicted model, not a curated record. Lineage: Eukaryota; Metazoa; Chordata; Mammalia; Eulipotyphla; Soricidae. The coding region runs from base 329 to 5692 and encodes 1787 amino acids.